GCUUUGGUGCGCAUUCGAGCUUGCCGCAUUUCUCUUCAGCCAUGGUGAGGAGGCCAACCUUUACAUUCGGCCAACACACCUCGGCUUGAGCAUGAUUGUGCUGUAUCUCAGCCUUUGGGGAACCAUGCUGGGAGUUGAUCUCUUUGCACCUGGAGCCAACUCCUGGUAUUGGUUCCUGCUCGUUCUUUGCGCCCUUUGCAUCAUUGGAUUUUAUUUUGUGGUGGACACCUUCCGUAGCUACUUGGCAUCGGUGCAGAAUUUGCAGGAGAAGCUGAGCAGGUUCGCUUUUGCAGACACGACCUGCCAUUGCUGUUCAGUCAACCAUCUCCGUCGAGAUGGCACGAAGAUGCUGUGUGAUCGGGAAAUCCUGCAGAAGUGCAUUCGCAGCUGGUUCGGAUCUAUCGACAAUUUCGACAAGUCGGUUCAGUCGUCGGUAUCUGCAGCCUUUCGGAAACAGCUUGGCAGGAAUACGCUGCCAUACCUAUGGAUGCUCGGCGUUGGGUCACCGAUUCUCUGGGCUUUGCUGAGCAUCGUCGUCCAAGAGCUGCUUAUUGGAGAUUACACCCUCUUCGUUCGAGACACCGUCUAUUUGCUGGCAUAUUGGCUCCUGGCGCUUCCGUUAAUCCUGGCCGUGACGUUCAAGCUGGUAUUCUGCAUGCGGAAACGCCGCGGCUGCAUUGUCGACUUCUUCUUGAACAGCUUCUGCGUGCUGGUCAUUUUGGUAAUGUUCGCGGCAGUCGACAUGUCCAACGUGAUGAUCAAGAACCUGCUCACUGCCACCUCGCUAGCAGAGGAUGUCGUCGAGGUGCUUCAUGAGCUCGUCUGGGCAGUGCUACUGCUGCUAGGCGUCUUGUGUGUUUGGCGCCAUUCCAUCGUCGAAUGGCUCAGAGUUGAAGCGGUCAGAGAGACCCCUGCGACGUUGCCUAUUGUCUCCGCCGUCGGCAGUGGCCAUGGCCACGUCAUCUUUUGA
This is a messenger RNA of Symbiodinium sp. CCMP2456, 970 nucleotides long. Lineage: Eukaryota; Dinophyceae; Suessiales; Symbiodiniaceae. The record is from the annotation of a GenBank genome assembly.